AUGCGUCAGUCAAUCUGGUUUAGCGCUCUAGCAGUGGCUGCACUCACAUUCGGAGAAUCUUAUGACCCCGAUGUCCCGGACAAGUGUGUCAUCGAGACCAUCACUUCCGAAGGGGGUAAUUGCAGGACUUACGUCCAAUGCGAGGAAACGGAUCAGCAGGGCGAUGACAUGGGCGCUUGGAAUGUCUGCUACCUAGGCGGUCGUCAGUACUUCACCCACGACGAAAUCGGCGACUGCUCUAUUACGUACACCCAAGCCGGGGGGCAGAAUGGGGUCACGGAGGAUGGUCUGCACCACCCAGUCAUCCAAUUCGCCCAGCUGGACAACUGGGAAGAAGUGAACUUCGAGGAUAUCCUGGCCAAGCAGGGCGACAAGGAGACGGGGAACCUGGUCUUAAAGAAGAAAGAAAUAGGCCCCAAGGACAUUAUCUACGAAAUCGGGAUCCCCAAGCUCGCCCGCGCCAGCACCAGCGCUUUCGGCAUUUCCCUGAUCAUGGAUGACGCCGAUAAGCCCGGCACAGCCCACGUGGUCCAGUACCAGAAGAACGAGUUUGGCACGGGCGCCAAGUAUCAGCUCGAGGCACAGAUCUUCGACGGGGCCGGCGACCAGAUCGGGCACACGGGCAAGACCGAGGUCGACGACAGCGGCUUCAUAUCGCUCGCGUCCAAGCUGCCCAACCAGGUCGUCUUCCAGGUCGGCGCCGUCGACAGCGACCCGCUGAAGGCCUGCUACGCCUCCGACUGCUGGACCUGCGAUGACGGCGACGGCGGCGCCCACGCCUGCAAUGUGGGCAAUGGCCCUAGGAACGGAUUCGAGAACGGCGACCGAGAGGGCGAUAUGGGCUUUACUUGCUAG
Anthostomella pinea is the source of this 855-nucleotide messenger RNA. Lineage: Eukaryota; Fungi; Ascomycota; Sordariomycetes; Xylariales; Xylariaceae. The record is from the annotation of a GenBank genome assembly.